This is a messenger RNA of Larimichthys crocea (large yellow croaker), 1869 nucleotides long. RefSeq names its product 52 kDa repressor of the inhibitor of the protein kinase. Gene Ontology annotation, cellular component: nucleus. NCBI's taxonomy places the organism in Eukaryota, Metazoa, Chordata, Actinopteri, Sciaenidae. The coding region runs from base 273 to 1139 and encodes 288 amino acids. The record is from RefSeq and is a predicted model, not a curated record. Gene Ontology annotation, molecular function: RNA polymerase II cis-regulatory region sequence-specific DNA binding; DNA-binding transcription factor activity. Gene Ontology annotation, biological process: regulation of transcription by RNA polymerase II. The transcript has 4 exons.
UGCGCCAUUUUGGCUCAAACUAAGUCAGAAGCAUUUUAUCGCUCAUGAACUAUUUUUUUAAAUUCUGCACGUAAAUACGAUGCAAAAGUCUGUAUGACAGCACUCUGGUUUCCGCGGGUUAACGCUUAAUGCUAAUGUAACUUUGUUAUUGUUUUUUUCAGUUGUUAGUGUAAAGUAAUGAUUCAAAUACUCUGCUGAGCUUCCCUGCCAGCCAAGCUAACUUUCCCUGUCGUUCACUAAAUUUAGCUCUGCUGUUUGUUGAAGCUGCGGCUAUGGGAGGCUGCUCCGCUCCCAACUGCUCCAACUCAACCAGCAUCGGUAAACAGCUGUUCAGGUUCCCCAAAGACCCGGUCCGCAAGAAGAAAUGGGUGGUGAACUGUCGACGUGACUUCGAGCCAACUCCUCACUCCAGACUGUGUCAGGACCAUUUUGAACAGAGCCAAUUUGAGGAGAUAGCGAGGUCUCCAGCCGGAGGAAAGAAGCUUAAGCCUAAUGCCAUCCCCACUCUGUUCAGUAUCGGAGAGCCUCCUUACCCUGCAGUCACCACUCCAUACAUUUUGCUGCCCAUGAAACCUGAACCAGUGGAAAAGGAGCUGAACUUUGGGGACCAUGGUUAUGCCAGACGCACCCCUCUGCCCGGCCUGGAGGAGGAGGAUGCAGAGAGGACUGCUGAGGACCAGCAGCCCUGCACACAGUGUCAGCUCCUCAAGAAACAGCUGGAGCAGGAGAUGCAGCACACUGCAAGGCUACAAAAGGAGGCAGAGGAGAUGAAGAAGCGCCUGUAUCGGCUCGACCGGAUCGAGAAGGGUCUCCAGAACUUUCUGUACGAGGACCAGAUUCGCGCUUUGUCCCUCACAAAACGCUCCCGUCGUGCCGUCUGGUCUCCAGAGACCAUCAUGAAGGCCCGAAAGAUUCGCUGUGCAGUUGGUACAAAAGGCUACGAGUACUUAAGAGAGCUAGGAUACCCUUUGCCCUCCUACAGGACUCUAUGUAACCGCCUGGAGACUAAGAUCAUGGUGACGACUGACAUGAGCUGCGAGGAGCUGGAAGAGCUUAGCCUCGGGCUCAUGGCCACCUGUGACAGUCCUACAGGUGUUGGGGACAAUGAUGAGGAGGAACUGAUUGGUGUUUUGUCCUGAUUGGACAGUCUGCAUGACUUAUUGACUUGAACCAAGGGACGCAUGUGCAGAAGAUGGAUCUAUGAAAGACUUAAGCAUCAAUAUAAAUGUAUGCCUCGCCUGACAGAGAUUGUGAGCUGCCUCAUUUGAAUUGUCACCUGGUCGUGUUUGAUCUGCACCACUGAGACAUGGCUUUGCCCAACUUAAUUGCGAUGCUGGGACAGCAGCCAGCCUAGGUUUGUGCUUAUGGUGUUUCUGAGCUGCAGUAUGUGCUGCCACGUGUGAGGAGAGAGAUGAGAGUCUGGGAUUGUGUGUUAAGUGUAGACCUAAUUUGCACAAAGCCUGUUUAAUUUGCUGCUUGAGCGUUCCACUGACUUUUACAUGCACAAUAAAACCCUGGUAAGUAUUUAGGAUACAUUUGAGUAUCCUAAAUACUUAAAAAGGUUAGGUAGCUUGAGUAUUCUGAUAUGAGGACUACUGUGUCAUGUAAAUAUCUCACACUAUAAACUGUUUUCUGUACAUUAUGCAAGCUUUAUUUUUGUUAAAAUUCACCUAAAAUAUUUAUCAUUUCGUGGUGUGUGUGUGUGUGUGUGUGUGUGUGUGUGUGUGUGUGUGUGUGUGUGCGUGCGUGUGCGUGCGUGUGUGUGCGUGCACACGUGCGAGAAGCUGUAGCACCCAACUGGGAUGAAAAUUCCUCUGAACAUGUUUAGUCUCGAAUUGUGCUGUUUGAAUAAACAUCUAUUGCAAAUCA